AUGUCUAAGGAUCUAGUGGACGAACAAGGAUUAUCAGCCUAAACAUCAAGAUCGUCAUCGCCUUAAGAUUAAUCAAGAAGAAAAAAAUAAUUUUAAAUCCAUUUUUUUAUUGAAUAGAAAUACAUAAAAUCAGAAGAAUUGAAAAAUAUAUUAGAGGAUGUGAAUGUACAAAAAAUAACAUAGUUUAGUCAUAAUAUGAUAUCAAGUCUAUUCAAAUGAAUCGAAAUAAUCAAAUUCCUGGACUAGAAGGAACAGCAUUUUCAAUUAUUGAUUCUGAUGAUAGCAAAUUAAAUUCAUAACUUGAAGCCAUCAAUAAAAUACUACAAUUAAUUGAAUAAAAAAAAAAUUCGAUUUUUGAAAUGAUGAUGCUAAUACCUGAAGGUAGAAAAUUCUAUAAAUUUUAGGAACUGUCUCAUACUUAAUAGGAACAUCAGGAAAACAAAUUAAAAAUAUUUAACAAGAGACAAAAGCAGAUAUUGUAGUAAAUAAUGCCAUAAAUAAAUUUUCUUUAAGAUCGGUGAAAAUAGCUGGUAUUGAUUUAAUAAUAUUAUUUAGGCUCGUCUAAUUGCAUAUAUAAUGCCAUUAAAUUAAUAACAAAUAAACUACAUUAAAGAGGAAUUACUGAGGAUGACUACAUAAAGCGAGCUGAACCUUUAGACCCUGGAAAAGUUGUUACUAAGGUAUUUCUAAUUAAUAAAGAGGUUUAACUUGUUUUUAUGGAUGUAAUAGUGGAUUACAUUCUCAAAAAUAAAGAUUUAGAAAAAAAAUAUUAAUUAAAAAUGAAAGCUAAAAGUUGUAAUGAAAUCCCAAUCAAAGUAUAUUAUUGAAAUUAGAGUUUUAGAAUAAAUUAAAAAAAGAUGAGGAAAUAUUACAAUUAGUUGGCACUUUGAAAAAUGUGCAAGAAGCAAUUAAAUCCAUAAUUCGCAGAAUAAGCUAACAAUUCAAGAGAAUUGAUUUUGAUGUUAGAGUAGUUAUGCCAUCUAAUUUUGCAUCCAAAUUAAUAGGAGCUAGUAAUUUAUUAUCAUAUAUAAUCUUUUUAAAGAGGGGUGUCAAAUAAAAGAACUUGCAAAUAAAGCCAAAGGAGCAUAAAUAAAAGUAAUGUCCGAUAAAGAUGAUACUGAUAUAGGAUAAUGUAAUUCAUAAAUAUAGUUAGAUUGUUUGGUUUAAGUGAUUGGAUCAGUGGACCAUAAGUUAGAGGCAACAGUGUUAAUAUUAGAAUAGAUAGAGUGUUUUAAAAAUGGAGGACCUGUAUUAAAAUAAUUAAAAAGAUCCUUGAAAGCGGAAAGUACAUAAAUGAAAACUUUGCAUAAUAAUACAAAAAUUCAGUUUCGAUCCAGGAUAUGAAAUUCAAAAGGUUAAGCCAUAUUACUAAUUAUUCAGAUAGAAAUCUUCAUCAUCCAGCUCUAUUAGAAGAGAAAGAUCCAGAUCAGAAUCAAACAAAAGACAUAAAAAAUAAAAGAAAUCUAGAUCAACUAGGUACUUCUAAUCAAUAGAAAAAGUUCAAAUAAGCGAAAAAUCAAGCAAAAACCAUUUCAAACGAAAAUAGUCGUUCCGAUCUAUUUAAUUGAAGAAAUUUAGAAAAAACUAAAUCAUAUAGGAAAAGAAGAAGGAGUUCAUAUUUAAGCUGGCAGCAGAGUAUAAUUAAGCAAUUUUAAUAUUUUAGGAAUUCAAAGAUGAAUUUGUUUUGAAAUUGAGAGGAGAAAUGAAAAGUUGCUUGACUGUAAUCUAGUAUAUUUUAAGUGAAUAAUGUAAAUUAUAAAGAAGAUGA
This is a messenger RNA of Paramecium pentaurelia, 1768 nucleotides long. The record is from the annotation of a GenBank genome assembly. Lineage: Eukaryota; Ciliophora; Oligohymenophorea; Peniculida; Parameciidae.